CUUGGCUUUCCAUAGAAUAUCUCAUCUGGCGGUCGUAAAAGCAGUCACACACUAUGAUGCUAAAUUUCAGACACUGGCCAAAUUUCGUCGGAAGCUGAAGAUCAUUGCAAAGGCUAUUAAUCGGCAGUCUGUGAACAUGUCACACUGAACGUUGGGAGAUUGCCAAUUUUGAACUGCGAAGAGAGAAAUCCUUUAGGAUUCCCGAAAUAUGUCUCCGACGUCAGAAUCGUGGCCAAAAUCGUACAGUGUGCACCUGCCUGCAGGUUUAUCAGUGUCGUUGCCAUGCACGGGACCAGUGCUUCAAACUCUCAAGUGCAGUUGAGAAAGUUGAUAGUACAGUGGCACUGAUGACAGCUUUCAGUCAAGGCAACACCCCUUAAAUGUUCGUGCAGCACGCAUUUAUUAACAUGAGUGUUUCAACAUGUGGUGAGGUGGACUGUCUGCGACUGAGACUCGUUUGAGACGCUGUUUACAUUUGUUGUCCCAUACCCAAACGCUUUCCCUCCAUCCCUAAUGUGAGUGUGUUAGCCAGUCUAAGCACUUUUAUUUGUAAAUCGUUGUCUUGGUCUCUAAAGUUAAUGAAGUGUAAAAAACAUUCACAUAUUUUCGAGUACAUGGCUUGGCAUUUAACCGGCGUAUUAAAUUACAGACAUAAAUUACCAGUGCGAGUAAUGUAUUGUCAGCUUACAAAACAGUGUAUAAUUUAUUUGUGUGUUUUGUUUCUAGAUCAGACAGUUAUUGCGUUCACUUCUCAUUCUCACCUCACCCCACUACUGAUCAUGCCCACUUGGAGUGCAUCUUUUAAAAAUGUGUUGAGAACUCAUCUGUGCUUAAACAGGGGGUGUUGUGACCCUUUAAAUAUGAAUCCGUUUCUCACCCACACUAAUCAUAUCAUUUCUGAAGGUUUGAAUUAAACCACUGGAGUCUUAUGAAUUACUGUUGUGUUGCCUUUAUGUGAUUUUUGGAGCUUCCAAUGGCCUGGCCACCAUUCACUUGCAUUGUGAGGAACUACAGAGCUUAGAUAUCCUUCUAAAAGUCGUAAUAUGUGUUCAGCAGAAGAAAGAAAGUCUUACACAUCUGGGAUGGCAUGAGGGGUACCAUGUAUAUGUUGAAGAUCUCUGCCUUCCUUGUCGCUUAUGCUGUAGUCGUGUGCCAGAUGUGCAAAUCAAAUGCUGCCCCAGCGAGAGCUGGUUCCGAAUCUCUGACAGACAGACUCAUGCUCAUGGAUUAUGAAACUCAGCGAUUAUUGAGCGCUAUAGUCAAAAAUGUAGUGCAGAUGACAGCAGAGGAACUGGAACCAACAAAUGAUGAAAACAGCAUUACGGCACAGAAGCGAGCGUGUAAUACGGCCACCUGUGUCACUCACCGUCUGGCAGACUUCCUGAGCCGCUCCGGUGGAAUCGGCAACAACAACUUCAUCCCGACCAACGUGGGCGCUAAAGCAUUCGGCCGUCGCAGGAGAAAACCUCAGAUGUGAGCAGUCAUGCAGCACUGAAUCUGAGGCCAAAACCUGUAUCACUUUCAGUCUGAGACAAUGGGAUAACCAGAAAAACAGAUAUCACUUUUCCAGUUAAUAACAAUAUCCUCAGCAAUGAUGAUUUUCAUGACAUUUGUUUUUUUACACUCAACAGAGAAUUCUAAAAAUGCACUUCUGCACUUAUGUUAUGUAUCCCAUAUGUAUUGACAGAGAAAUAUAUAGAUUUUUAUAUGAAAAAAAAUCAGAUUAAUAAAGACAUCAGUGUUUAUUCUCCAUCUCUGUGGGGUCAAAAUAAAUCCAGCCUUAGAAAGACAACUGCUUUGUACCGUGCCUUGAUGUAAAAAACUUUUGUGUCAUUUAUGCUUAAAGAAA
Xyrauchen texanus (razorback sucker) is the source of this 1849-nucleotide messenger RNA. Its product is annotated as calcitonin gene-related peptide-like. The transcript is spliced from 5 exons. The record is from RefSeq and is a predicted model, not a curated record. Gene Ontology annotation, cellular component: extracellular region. Gene Ontology annotation, molecular function: hormone activity; calcitonin receptor binding. The coding region runs from base 1088 to 1477 and encodes 129 amino acids. NCBI's taxonomy places the organism in Eukaryota, Metazoa, Chordata, Actinopteri, Cypriniformes, Catostomidae.